AUGACUCUGCGACAAGAGUCUCCGCCACCGCUGGCAUCGCCUCUGCUACACGAUGCAGUCCACGGGGACAGUUCGCCGCCCCUUGCUGAUGAACAUUUUGAAGAUGAAUUCGAAGACGCAACAGACGAAUUACCAGAAAACACUACCCCUGACUUGCACACAGCUUUCAAUGACUGUGAGGUGGCAAUACGCAAAUUCUUUAAUAACGACUUGACUGGUGCCAUGACCAUUAUGAAGCCAUGGCAACGCACCUCUGUGUACCAUAGCCUUGGUGCCGCUAUAUUCGAGUUUAUUCCUGCUAUGCUGACAUUCGACUCAACGCAGAUCAACAACGCCUUAGCUGCACUCAAAAUAGCGAUUGCUAUCUGCCACGAGCAAAGGAAAAACUACACCUUUGUAGAAAGCAUCGGCACCAUAAUUAAAAAGCCUAAUUACGCAACAUACACCGACAUGGAAGCUCACGCUGAACUAUGUUACGCAGAAACAUUAAUGCUUCAGGCAGCCAUGACUAUAAUGGAAGGCGAAGAUCUUACUGGAUUUAUCAAAGGAACCAUCAAGAUCAAAAACUGUUACAACAGCUAUCGGGAAUGCUCUAAGAUAUUGGAAAAGAAGCAAUGGGAGACGGAGGAAUCCAAGAUCCAGUUCCAAAGUGGUGUGCGGCUGGGAGUCGCUACGUUUAACGUGAUGAUCUCUUUGCUGCCACCAAAAAUAAUAAGCGUGUUAGAGUUCGUGGGCUUCUCUGGGAAUAAGAGUGUUGGACUUACUGAGCUCGAGGCGGGCUCGCGCGCCCCGGGAAUGCGGUCGGUGUUAUGCGACCUGACGCUGCUUGGGUACCACCUCGUGAUUUGCCACUUCAUUGGCGCCAUCGGGGACCUGCCCGUCUGCGAGCGAAUACUACACAAACAGUUAAAGGUCUUCCCGGAGAGCGUUUGGUUCCUCAUGUUCAAAGGUCGUAUCGAGUUGAUACGCGGACAAUUCGAUACUGCGAUUGAGACUUACAAUCGCGCUGUUACUAGCCAAAGGGAUUGGAGACAAUUCCACCACGUGUGCUACUGGGAGAUAAUGUGGGUGAACAGUUUGAAGAUGGAUUGGCGCGAGUCUGCACUGUACGCUACCAGGCUAUUAGAAGAGAGCACUUGGUCAAGGACUAUAUACUCAUACUCAAAGGCAGCCAUGUUGCUGCAAUUAGAUGACAUCACCGUUGCCGAGAAAAAGCAGUGUUCUGAACUGAUGCGGUCCGCGAGUUACUACAAACAACGUAUCGCGGGCAAGUCCCUGCCGAUGGAGAAGUUCGUAAUAAAGCGAGGUGCGCGCUACCAGGCGCAAGGCGGCCGCCUUCUAUUGCCCGCCAUCGAGCUCCUCUGUCUCUGGAACAUGUUCCAAAUCCUCGCCAAGAACGAGAGAGAUGCACAGAACGUCCUCAAGUUAAUAGAGGCUACUAUCGAGCGCGUUGAGAACGAGAGUCGCGAGUGGAUGGCUGGCUAUGAAGCGGACAACCGUGCGUUACUGCGCUUCCUGAAGGGUAGUUGCCUGGCCGCCAUGAACCUGCCUCGCUUAGCUCUCGACACCUUCGACGCAGUCUUCCACUUCAAGAAUGACCUAAAAGAAGAUACAUUCUUGCUCCCUUACACGUUGUCCGAGAUGGCGAUGUGUCACUACCAGCUUGGAGAUAGAGACCGCGCCCUACAAAUGUUACAGGAAACCAGAAAGAAGUACUCGGGGUAUUCGUUAGAGUCUCGCCUACAUUUCCGUCUGCAUUCGAAACUAGAUUAUAUAAAGAAUGGCAGCCAUGGAGCAAGUACGAGCCGGAGUGGAAGUUCUUCCUAA
Spodoptera littoralis (African cotton leafworm) is the source of this 1827-nucleotide messenger RNA. The record is from the annotation of a GenBank genome assembly. NCBI's taxonomy places the organism in Eukaryota, Metazoa, Arthropoda, Insecta, Lepidoptera, Noctuidae.